Molecule: messenger RNA, 1990 nt
Organism: Diaporthe batatas
Lineage: Eukaryota; Fungi; Ascomycota; Sordariomycetes; Diaporthales; Diaporthaceae
Exons: 3
Coding region: 73-1515 (480 amino acids)
Biological process (GO): protein folding; protein stabilization
Cellular component (GO): cytoplasm
Molecular function (GO): protein kinase binding; protein-folding chaperone binding; heat shock protein binding
Source: RefSeq, a predicted model, not a curated record
CAACCUUCCAUCCGGGAACAUCCCCCAACUGCUUCCCCACCCACACUUUUCAACAUCGCCCGCUUCGUCAAGAUGGUAGACUAUAGCAAAUGGGACGCUUUGGAGCUCAGCGACGACUCGGAUAUCGAGGUCCACCCAAAUGUCGACAAACGGUCUUUUAUUCGAGCAAAACAGAACCAGGUACACAUGGAGCGGCAGCAAAGAAAACGACAGAUUCAGGCAUUCGAGCAUCAGCGCACCAUCAAUGAUGCACUGGUACAACGUCUCCGCGUCCUGAAAGCCACCCUACAAUCGCGGUACGCCGGCUCUAUUGACAGCAAAUUGAACCCAGCCGACAUUGCAUUCCAGGUCAUCAUGGAGUUGGCGUCGACCAAACCCACGGAAGAUAGUCCCCCACCAAGACCAGAAGGCGUGUUCGAUAGCGACCUGCCGCCUCUUCCGACCUACUCGAAGAUGCUUGCGACCAUUCUCGAUGAGGUGAAUAAGACUCUAGACGAGAGGCAAACAGAAAGGGGCCAACGCUACGAAGCCUUCGUUCAGGAGCUUGGUGUGCAUGUUCAGAAGAUUCAAGACCUUCAGGCAGAACUCGCCAGCAAACUUGAUACACUUGAGCAACAGGACUCGAACAAGAUCACUAGCGAAAGCUACCAUGUCGGGUUCGAUAGCUCGUACGUCAGUAGGACCAAACCGGGAGAGACAUCGAAACAGGAGACCAAAGUGGAGCUGCUCAACCCAAACCAUGGCAUGGACGAGAACAAGCUCAAAAAGACUGCCGGCACAGACAACUCCGGAGAUAGCGAGCAGAAGAUUCGGCCAUCUCUGGCGGCCACGCGUUUUGCACAGAUCCCAGUCUCUGACUACCGCGCCAGUCGUGGCUAUCUCCAGUCGCACCCAGAAAUUCUCCAGAACGAGUCAGAUACUGACGGGCUACUCAUCGAAGCCUAUUACGCAAUGAUGGAUCAAGACGACGAGAAGCAGGCCUGGCAGUAUGUCCAUCAAGCUCUAUUGCUGCAAUACUGUCGUACGCUCGGGCCCGACGGUGUUGCACUGUUCUUCAAACGUAUCACAACGCCGGGCCACCAGGCACGGGAGAUCUUCGAGAAGGACGUCGCCGAGAGGUUCCGGGCAAUCCACUCUAUGGCAAAGCGGGACUCCAAGAAGAAAGGUGUUGAGCAGAUUCAGUUGUAUCCAGCAGGCGAGGAUAGUUCGAUCCGGAUCCAGGUUCCACCAGCCGGGAGCGAGGAUGAAAAGGAAAGAAAAGCUAGGAAGAUCUUUGAGCGAUUCUCUCCCGAGAUGAGAGCAGCCUUAGAGAGCGCAUCAUUGGAGGAGGUCAACAAAGUCUUGGCCGAAAUGGUGGCUCCGGAAGCCGAGAAAAUGGUCAGCCUUCUUGACGAGGCUGGCUGCCUGAGUAUUGAAGAGGGGAUCAUCGAUGCCACAACUGAAGAAGGAGAACGGCACUCACAGGAGAUGGAAGAGGCUGCUGUAGCAGAUCCUCAGCUUACCGGCCCCGCCUGACUGCACGGACUGCGACCACUCCUGAGUCUAAGUAACAUGGGGAGAGCUGUUCUGCCUGUCAAGCUCCACAGGUUUAUCUCAGUACUGAGAUUUUUACUUGGUGCUCGUUCUCAAUAUCUUCGGACCGCGACACUUUGUUCGGAUGGUGUGAUGUUGGGGCAUCGCGAGGCUCCCGACCAGGUACUGGUCAAGACCUGCCUGUGGGCUGCGUCAAUCCCCGGCUUGGUCAUCUGGCCCAAAGCCCGGUUGAAUCAACUCCAGAAUCCGGGCUGCCGGCAUAUCCCGAUACAGGAUGUCCUUUAUGCACGAGGUAAGUUUAACUGAGCCAAACUCCACUCAGUAAAGCUUAUCUUAGGAUUAUUCUACCUUACCGUAAGCGCAGUAAAACUCUAUCCUCACGACUAUUCCAGACUUAGGGGCAGCUCAACUCGAGGGAUAACUAUACAGGAAUAAAAGAGGAAUUUUUUCUUAGCUA